CUUCUAGGGUUGAACCGGGAAUCGCAAUAUCGCUUCAGCAUUCGGUUGUUUGGUUUUCUUUCGGUGCAACGAACAUCAUUGAAUAUUCUCGCAAUUUCUCGCUUAGUUCAGUUGCAUUAAAGAAUCAGAUAUGGCAGCGGUUUUGCGCGUGAAACGAAGAAACGCCGAGGAACCUCUGGAGGCUUUAGUGAUCGCUUGUAAACGGCGAAAAACUGAAAAUAUCGACGGCGCAGACAUCGCAGCCAGCGAUCCUGUCACAGCCGUAUUAAAGUUUGCCGGUACGGUCAAAAAUCAGGCUGACAAUGUCAUCGAGUGUAUCAGUAAAACACUCACAAAAGAAGAAUUGAAGGCUAAUUUCAAGAAUCAUAUUGUGGCCAAUGUUACGUCAAAGACACGCGAGCAGUCUAAACAAAAAUCACAGGAAAAUCGGUACAAAGUAGUAAACUACUUUCGCUCUCUCGAAUCAAACGAUGUAGAGGAACUUGUUGACAAGGAAAUUUCUGUAAUUGAUGUCGAAGAUUCAACUUCUGCUAUCUCUGAAGAAACGGUAGUCAUUGCACAGGAUGAAAACUAUGUCUACGAUUUGUAUUAUACUCAAACCGGUCACGACAUGCUGAUAGAUCAACUAGUCUCAAUUCACCCAUUUCAAGACGAGCUGGUGUUUGGUUCCUACAGAGAUAACGGAAUAGAUGCAGAAGUAUAUGAUCAGUCCGAAGACUCAAAUUCUGAAUCCAAUUGGAGGAACGAUUAUCCGGACUCCGACCAUUCCGAGAAUUCCAUAUGCGAGGACGAUAUGCGGUCCGCAGUGAAAAGGAUAAGCCUUAGAGGUGAUAGUGAUGUGUCGAGCGUCGAUGAAGACUUCGUCUACGCGCUACCCGAGGAUGACGUUGACCACUUUGGCUUCGAAUAUGCAAAAUACAAGGCGAGGAUCAAUGCCGAAAUGGACAAUGAUUUGGCUGACGCGGUUUCGGAUUCGGACAGUGGCAGCGAAGAUGACGAGUAUCGACAGUACGAAGAUCCAUCUUAAUUUAAAACUGAAGUAAUUAAAUCUCGUUGCACGAUUCAGCCAUGGUUAUAAAAUUAUGGCCAACUGUUAUUGCCCAUAUAGGUAUACGCAUUCGAUAGAGUUAUUGUUUUGUAUUUGAGAGAUUAAAGUAUUGAAAAUUUUCA
Molecule: messenger RNA, 1170 nt
Organism: Neodiprion fabricii
Lineage: Eukaryota; Metazoa; Arthropoda; Insecta; Hymenoptera; Diprionidae
Gene: fs(2)ltoPP43
Product: probable RNA polymerase II nuclear localization protein SLC7A6OS
Exons: 3
Coding region: 131-1027 (298 amino acids)
Biological process (GO): developmental process
Source: RefSeq, a predicted model, not a curated record